AUGAUGUUCGAUCCUUACUUGGAUCAGUUUGUUGUGGUGUUCAUAUAUGAUAGUUUGGUGUAUUCUGAAUCAGAUGAAGAGCAUGUGGGACAUCUGCGAGUUAUGUUACAGGUUUUACGGGAGAAGAAGUUGUAUGCCAAGUUGUCCAAGUGCAAGUUGUGGUUACAUGAAGUGAGUUUUCUUGGCCAUGUGAUCUCCAGUGGUGGUAUAGUAGUUGAUUCAUUCAAGGUAGACACGGUGCUGCAGUGGGUGGCUCCUAAGUUAGUUAUAGAGAUAAAAAGUUUUCUGGGUUUGGCUGGUUACUAUAGAAUAUUUAUCGAAGGCUUUUUGAAGUUAGCAUUUCCUUUGACUCAGUUGACUCGAAAGGGACAAGCUUAUGUGUGGGAUGUCCAACGUGAGAAGAGUUUCAAGAGCUGGAGAAGAGCUUAA
This is a messenger RNA of Lathyrus oleraceus (garden pea), 429 nucleotides long. RefSeq lists its product as uncharacterized. The coding region runs from base 1 to 429 and encodes 142 amino acids. The record is from RefSeq and is a predicted model, not a curated record. The transcript has a single exon. NCBI's taxonomy places the organism in Eukaryota, Viridiplantae, Streptophyta, Magnoliopsida, Fabales, Fabaceae.